AUGUUCUGUUGUUUAGGUAGGAAAAAACGGGAAAAUGAAAUAGAAAGAACUAAUUCUAAUAAAUUAAUGGUAGAAAGAUUUAUAUUGUAAAAUUGUAAAUCUAAUGAUGAGGUAUUUUUAUAUAAAAAUAGAGGAUUCUUUUGAUGAAUCAUAAGAUAAGAAUAAUAUAAUUAUAAUAGAUUAUGAUAAUAAUUAAUAUGAAAAGAAGCCUUGGUCAGGUAUUUAGUGGCAAAUGAUUAUCCAAACAAAAAGUUUAAAUUAAAUUGAAUAGUAUAUUUGAGUCACUAAUUUGAGAGAUGAAAUGAAGAGAAAUGUAAGAUUUGGAAUUUUAUGUAAUUUAAGACCAGCUACUUGGUUUUGGAUUACAGAUAUAAAAAAUACUUAAAUGGUAAAGCAUUCAUCAAAUAUUUAUCAAAAAUUGAAAUCAUAUGAAUCUUAAUAUGAUCAAUAAAUAUUUAAAUGUAUUAAAGAGCUGGAUAAAAAAGUAUUUAUAAAUUAUAUAUUUUGAAGUACAAUGAUUUAGUUUUUGACAUCUUAAGAGCUUAUGCUAAUUAUGAUGUUGAAAUUGGAUUUAUUAAAGGGAUUGAUAAAAUAGUUGAAUAUUUAGUAUAAUAAUUGGAUCCUGAAUAAUAUAUUAAUUUAGAUUACUCAUAUAAUUAAUUUAAUAGAAUGAGUGAUUAUUAUGAAUAAAUGGUUUUUUGGAUGACUAUUCACAUUCUAUUUAAUUUAAAUUAUCGAAGAAUACUAAAAUAAAAUAUAAGUUUUAUAGAAACUUAAAAAUUUCAAAAUGCUCUAAUGCCUUCAAUAAAAUAUUUUAUUGAAUAACACUAAGUGAAAAUAAGUGAUUUAAUUGAGGUUCCUCUUUUAUUUUACUUUUGGUAAUAAAUAAAAAAAGAAGACUUUAUUAAAUUAUUUGAUGUAUUUCUUUUUGAAGGAGAAUGUAAGAUAAUAAUAAAUAUAAUAGCAAUUCUAUAACAAACUCUAUUAAAAUUUUUAAAAAUAUCAGAAGAUUUAAUUUGUUAAUUUUAAACAUAAGCAGAUUUAAAGAUCUUUAUAAAUUAAACAUUAAUUGCAUAUGGUAUUUCAAAAAUAGAAAAGAGUAAUUAAAAAUUAAUGAAUUUUCUAUUAUGA
Paramecium sonneborni is the source of this 1131-nucleotide messenger RNA. The record is from the annotation of a GenBank genome assembly. NCBI's taxonomy places the organism in Eukaryota, Ciliophora, Oligohymenophorea, Peniculida, Parameciidae.